Molecule: messenger RNA, 1875 nt
Organism: Penicillium pulvis
Lineage: Eukaryota; Fungi; Ascomycota; Eurotiomycetes; Eurotiales; Aspergillaceae
Product: IQ calmodulin-binding motif protein
Exons: 6
Coding region: 1-1875 (624 amino acids)
Molecular function (GO): catalytic activity
Source: RefSeq, a predicted model, not a curated record
AUGGUCACUACUAAGGUAUAUGGACUCUGGAAAAAGUCGCAGACCGUAACUUCGGAGCUAGCGCAAGAUCCGUCGCAGACCCCAGAGACGAUCUUCAAAAGACUGUACGAGCACCACGAGGCUCAUUUGAAAGAACACGGAGCGCAUGGAUUAUCCAAAGAGGAGAUCGAGGAGUUUGAAAAGAAGGAUGCUGUGCAGAAAGCUCUAGCAUGUGGACAUUGGGGGUCUACGGAGCCCAGUGAAUUAUUCCUUCAGAUUUAUCACGAUGUUCUUGGUUCCUUGGACAAAGACCCCAGCACUGGAGUGGUUUCUCCCCCGUUGAUCGGGAGCCGAGGCGUUGUUCCCCUCUCCAUUGUGGCGCCGUUGCCGGACCUCUGCCGCCAUUUGGGCAAUUGUAUUGCACGCGCUGAACAUGAAGUAUUUCUGGGUACCAAUUUUUGGAUUCAUUCUGAAGCGGCCACUUUGGUUACAAAUGGUAUUCGGGAGUUGAACAGGAGAGCCGGGGAACGGGGGACAAAGGUGGUGAUGAAGAUGGUGUAUGAUCGUGGAGAUCCAAAGCAGGUUUUAGACAACCGCCUCGAAGUUAGUGGUGAACAACGGACAAGCGACAAAGUUAGACUUCCGGCGCCGCACGAGAUCCCGAACGUCGAUUUGAAAGUGAUCAAUUUCCAUCGUCCAGUAUUUGGCACAUUCCAUUCCAAGUUCACUGUCAUCGAUCGACGCAUGUGUCUCUUGCAAAGCAGUAAUAUCCAGGACAAUGAUAACUUGGAGAUGUUGUCUCAUAUCGAGGGACCUAUUGUCGAUGCUUUCUAUGAUGCCGCGCUCCUGUCUUAUGGGAGGCCCCUUGACCCUCCGCUGCCUAUGUUGAACUCUCCCGCUGAGAGUGCUCCCAUUCCUGCUCAUCAUGGAGAACAGACGUUGGAUCCCAAUGAGAUCGUGCCCGAAGAUCUACAAGAGCAUACUUCCUCUUCUCCACAUUGGGAUAUCGAUUUUGAAGGCGAGGCAAAGAGAGUCAACCACAGUAUCAACCCUCGUGAAGGGGAAACACCUACUCAGGCUGUGACACGUCAUCUGAACACCACUAUCCAGCCUGACACAACUGGGAACGCUCCCGAUACCGAUCAAGACCCGAGAAUGACACCAUACAUCCUGCUACCACAGCACGAGCCCUUCCCCAUGGCCGUCGUUAACCGAGAGCCCUACGGAUCUCCAAACCACAGCAGUACCCACAAUCCCCAAGACGCAGCCUUUGUCUCAGCAAUCAACAACGCAAAGCGCACAAUCUUCAUUCAAACUCCUAACAUGAACGCCGAGCCCCUUCUGGAGCCUCUUCUGGCUGCAAUCCGUCGAGGCGUCAUCGUGAAGCCCUAUCUCUGCCUCGGAUACAACGACGCAGGUGAACUAUUGCCAUUCCAGAACGGCACGAACGAGAUGAUCGCCAACAAGCUUUACAAUUCUCUUAAAACGGCUGAAGAGAAAUCAAGAUUUAGAGUACACUACUAUGUUGGAAAAGACCAAAUUCAGCCUAUUCACAACUCGUUCAAGAAGCGCAGUUGUCAUAUUAAAUUGAUGAUCAUUGAUGAGCAAGUUGCUAUUCAAGGAAACGGUAAUUUGGAUACCCAAUCUUUCUUCCACAGUCAAGAAAUCAAUGUCAUGCUCGACUCCCCUCUGGUCUGUAAGGCAUGGCUGGAAGCUAUCGAUCGGAAUCAGAAUACCGCCAAGUAUGGUGCUGCGAGCUUUGAAGAUGGCUGCUGGCAUGACCCGACUACUGGAGAGAUUCCUCCUGGAUCAAUUGGUACGGAUCCUGGACACUUUAGCUGGGCUAAGGGUGUUAUUGGAGCCGUGAAGCGGGUGAGAGGCGUUGGUGGAUUCUAG